This is a messenger RNA of Cyclocybe aegerita, 1002 nucleotides long. The record is from the annotation of a GenBank genome assembly. Lineage: Eukaryota; Fungi; Basidiomycota; Agaricomycetes; Agaricales; Hemipholiotaceae.
AUGCCAAACACGAUGCUCUCGCUCAUGACCGCCCCGAAUACGACCAAUUACUAUAGUGCCACCACGGAAUCCGAUGUCUCCAGCUAUGCCGACUCGUCCUACGCCGACUCCGACAUCGACGCCCCUGCGAACAGCUGCAGCGACAGCGCGUCCAACACCUCACAUGAGAUCGACGACUCUGCCCCCCAAACCCCGGACUACGUCUCUUACGCUGGGUCAGACAUCUCCGAGAAUGAGUCGAACGCUUCUGACUUCGAACACGGCGCCCUGUCCGGCUCGACGAUCGUCCAUCGCGCCUUCUACCACGCCGAGCCGUACAUUUUCACCGGAAAGACCUUCGAGGAGCUAUCCGAAGCCGCGCAGAAGUUCCUCACGAAGACAGGGUUGUGGCCAAUGGACGAGGAGACGUUUGAGAGAGAAGAGUUUUUCGAGAGGCUGUACAAGAUAAGGGAGGCGAGGCGGGAUCGGUUGGAGAGGACAUUGGAGGGCGUAAGUAGGGCGAUCGCAAAGGAGAUGUUAGUUCGCGCUGAUGAAGUUCCUGCAUCUGCCACCAACAUUAAUGCUGGUGGUGAAGGACCAGCGAGUGGCACCGCGACACCUGGUCUCGCUCCGUCGACGAGAGAGAACAUCGUCGGCGGUUUCCUCUACCCCGAGUGGCAAGAACACCUGGAGGCGUACGUCGAAGAAAUCGACGCGCUCAUCUGGGUUGACAUGCACCUCCGUCUCGGGGUCGAGCCGAGCCUGUCCGUCAAGGGCUACUUGAGAGAGCGCAAGGAGGAUGUGGAGCGCAUGACCGAGUUCGCGGUGCAAUGCUUGCAGAGGACGUUUGAGAGGGUGAAGGAGGAGCGAGGGGCCGCAUGGCUGAUGAAGAAGAUCACGGAAGGUAAGACGGAGGAGGGAGAGGAUUCGAUUGAGUCGAUUGAUUCGAUUGCCCAUAUCUCGCCAGUCUCGCCGCUGAGCGGUGGAGAGGAGAAUGGCCAGUGGGUAACUGUGUCGGCAUGA